Messenger RNA from Neurospora tetrasperma FGSC 2508, 1206 nucleotides. RefSeq lists its product as uncharacterized. The transcript has 3 exons. Bases 1 to 1206 code for a protein of 401 amino acids. Lineage: Eukaryota; Fungi; Ascomycota; Sordariomycetes; Sordariales; Sordariaceae. The record is from RefSeq and is a predicted model, not a curated record.
AUGUCGACUAAACUUUCUCAACGCCUCGCUCGCACUGCUACUUUGUCACCGACAUCUCUAGUUCCCCGAUCCAGCAGACUUAUACCCAUCAUAUCAUCAGCUGCUGUACGAUCAUCAUCCGCCAUCCCAAUCAGACGACCCUUCUCGACAACUGAAGCCCGCCACCUCGCCAACGUACAAGCCGGUAUGGACAAGAUACGAGACGCCAUCGCCGAAAACUUCGGCGGCCCCGCCCACAACAUCGGCACCACAUCCUUCUCCCUCGACGACACCCCCGACCUAAGCGGCAAAGUGGCCGUCGUCACCGGCGGCUCCGAAGGCAUCGGCUACGGCGUCGCCUACACCCUCAUCAAACACAACCUCUCCAAACUGUUCAUCCUCUCGCGCAAGCGCGAAGUCUUCGACGGCGCACUAGCUUCCAUCGCGUCCGAGCUCGGACAAGACAAAGCCGAUCGCGUGCACUGGAUCCAGUGCGACCUAGAAGACUGGGCGCAAACCGCCGUAGUAGCCGAGCAGAUCAAGAAGGACACGGACCGACUCGAUAUUCUGGUGAAUAAUAGCGGUAGGGGCAUCAUGACGGCCGGACUGACGAGUUACGGGGUGGAUAAGCACAUGGCGACGAAUCACAUGGGACAUGUGGUUCUGACGAGCCAUUUGCUGCCGCUUUUGCAAAAGACGGCGGAAGAAACGGGCGAGACGGUGCGCAUCAGUAAUCAGAGUUCCAACUUGCAUAGUGCGGCGCCGAAGGGGACGCAGUUCAAGAGCCUGGAGGAGAUUAAUGAGGAUGUGGGGCCAAAUGGACAGUAUGGGCGGAGCAAGUUGGCGGGGAUUUUGUAUGCGAGGUAUUUUGAUAGGGAGGUGACGAGAAAGAUGGAUACUGGAAAGAAAGGGAGGGUGGUGAUGAAUGCGACGCAUCCGGGGAUUGUCUACCCCAUCAGCGGAUACGCUGUGUCCCAUCUCGCGGAACCGUUCAAGAAGGACCAGUUUGAGGGCGCGGUGCCAACGGUGUACGCGGUCACCAUGGCCAACGAGGGCGGUCAGUGGAUUUGCGCGCCGGCCAAGGCGGAGGCGGGCAGUGACCUUGCGCAGAGCGACGAGUUGGCGGAUAACUUGAUGGAGUUGACGAGGAAGAUUAUCAGUGAGAAGACGUGGCCCAAGUCGGUUGCGAAGGGAUGUCCGAUGGAUGAUGUGGUUGUGCAUGUUUAA